Brettanomyces bruxellensis is the source of this 1059-nucleotide messenger RNA. RefSeq lists its product as uncharacterized. The transcript has a single exon. The record is from RefSeq and is a predicted model, not a curated record. Gene Ontology annotation, biological process: sulfate assimilation; phosphatidylinositol phosphate biosynthetic process. NCBI's taxonomy places the organism in Eukaryota, Fungi, Ascomycota, Pichiomycetes, Pichiales, Pichiaceae. Gene Ontology annotation, molecular function: 3'(2'),5'-bisphosphate nucleotidase activity. Bases 1 to 1059 code for a protein of 352 amino acids.
AUGUCAUUUGUGAAAGAAGCAUACAUUGCUCAGCUAGCCGUCAAGCGGGCUUCUCUAUUAACUAAGAGAAUUGCAGAUGAGCAUCUUCAGCGUGGAAUUGAGAAAAAGGAUAAAUCUCCCGUUACCAUAGGAGAUUUUGCAGCUCAGGCAGUUAUUAUCCAUUCUAUCCUGAAGAACUUCCCGGAAGAUCUUAUUGUCGGUGAGGAGAAUUCAUCAUUGAUCAAAUCUCAGCACUUGGAGCCAAAGAUUUUGAAGGAGAUAGACUGGGUCCAAAAAUCGGACUCAGUGUCAAAUGACAAACUUGGUGUCAUCACAAAUGCUGAAGAGCUUUGUUCAGCGGUUGAUAAGGGAAAUUCAAAGGGUGGACAUAAGGGAAGGAUCUGGGCCUUAGAUCCAAUUGAUGGUACUUCCGGAUUUCUUAGGGGUGCUCAGUAUGCAGUUUGUUUGGCCUUAAUUGUCGAUGGUGUUGUCCAGGUUGGAGUGGUUGGAUGUCCUCAUCUCCCACAUAGUUUAUAUGAAAAAGAUAGUAAGAUUGGUGGAAUUUACACGGCAGUUAAAGGUCAAGGUGCAUAUUUCCAGGAUUUAGCAGCAGCUGUGACUUCACCUUACGAUUCAUCACACCCAAUUCACUUACACAACGACUACGAUUUUUCCAAGGCUAGAGUUGUUGAAGGUGUCGAAAAGGGACAUUCUUCCCAUGAACUUCAGUCAUUAAUAGAGUCUAAGCUCAAGAUAGCUCAGCCCCCAGUUAGAUUAGAUUCACAAGUGAAGUACUGUGCAGUUGCUAACGGAGAUGCCGAAAUCUACUUGAGAUUGCCAACAAGUCUUUCUUACAGGGAAAAGAUUUGGGAUCACGCCUCAGGUUGGCUUUUGGUGCACGAAAGUGGAGGAAUAGUCACUGAUAUUUUUGGCAAUAAGUUAGACUUUGGUAGUGGUAGAACUCUCAACAGUCAAGGUGUCAUUGCAGCCACUGCAACUCUUCAUCCGGAGAUUAUAAAGACGGUCAAGGAUUUAGUCGGAGAGCACGGCCAAAUGUUAUACAGAUUCUGUUCAGCAUAA